This is a messenger RNA of Girardinichthys multiradiatus, 2542 nucleotides long. It is a transcript of the gene kiz, whose product is annotated as kizuna centrosomal protein. Gene Ontology annotation, cellular component: centrosome. The transcript has 16 exons. Gene Ontology annotation, biological process: spindle organization. Lineage: Eukaryota; Metazoa; Chordata; Actinopteri; Cyprinodontiformes; Goodeidae. Bases 106 to 2352 code for a protein of 748 amino acids. The record is from RefSeq and is a predicted model, not a curated record.
CCGUUCUCAUGGUAACCAACGUAAACACAGCCGCCUUUCCUCUCUCUCUACCUCCUCCUUGUUUCCAUCCUUGCGGCUCUCGGCUCUGCCACUGCUCCAAAACGGAUGAAAAUGUCAGGCUCGACUUGCAGCGAGGACCGGUACCAUGCAAAGAUAGCGUCGAUUCAGCAAAACGUGCAUGAAAGUGAGAAGCGCAGACUGGAGCUGGAGAGGGAGCUGUUUGCCUACUCCAGAUCUGAUUCAAGAAUCUUGCAGAUAAAGUGUUCCAAACUGCGCAGCUAUCUCAAAGAAAUCUGUGGCAGGGAAGCACGAGCGAAAAAGAGAAACCUUGAGCUUAAGAGAAAUGUGGAGUGCAUGGAAAUUAGCAUGAAGGAGUAUAGUUUCGACCAUGGCCCCCUGCAACAACAAAAGGCUGACCUUUUGGAAAAGAUUUCCAGAUUCACUGACAACAGCAGAAACACGCAGGAGCUGGAAGCAGCAAAGGUUAAAGCUGUGCAAAGACGACAGUGGGACAGCAGCAGGAACUUCAAGUCAGUGGAAAUUUUUAUGGACCACCAGACCUCCAGAGGCUACGAUGCUGAAGCUGGCACCUCAAGUGUACUCUCACACCAAGCAUUGCAGCGAUCGCCCAAUCGCAGCAUGCACCCGUGCGAACGUCUACCAAGUGGCCUUUUGAAGGACGUCAGAGUUGGCAGAGAGGAUGCCGCCAGUAAGCGAGCACAUUUAUCAGAUGACAUUUCAGGCUCAAACGAUUCCCCUGACGGCUGUAAUUUGAGUGACAAACAUGAAAGAGCGUCGAGGCUGCUUCCAUCUGCUCGUGCCUCAACAGCCGCAGCUGGUUGUGUGGUUUCCGCAAGUGAUGAUGAACGAGAAGCUUCACCUCCGGUGACCUUGACGGGGUCUGAGAAGAAUCCAUCUCCCAGCAACAGUAACCCUGCAAUGGCUAAGAAUCCGCCUGCAGAACCCACCGACUCCCAAGAGGUAGCUCGCAAGCCUCUCGUAAUGGGAGAUGAAGAGAGAGGUCUUGGCCAUUUGAAACCUGAAACCACUUUUAGAAGAAAAGCUCAAGAGACAUCAGGAAAAUGUGAGAGUGUUGGUGAACCAAGCUCAGAUGUGCAGUUGUCAGAGAGCAGUUCCAGUGACCUGACAAUUUCUUUGACACAAUCGGAGCUCGAGGAGGAUUUACCAGACGAGGCAGUGUCAGAGAGAAAUGCCUCUUUCAGAGGAAGUGGUGAUCACAAGCAGCAUUGUCCUGAUUCAUCCCCCUGCUCUGAUGGGUCUGAGAACACAGAACAGUUAAACAGGGAAUCCUCAACACCAGGGCCGACGUUGAAAAGCCUCUCCCUGGAAGGACUCUUUAAUCUGCUGGACAGCAUCGAAGGGCGACUCCACGGCGAGCAGAGCCACGUUUACAGAGAUUCUUCAAUAGAUGGAAGUCAACUCAACAGGAUUAUCAGCCUUUGUUACAAUGGAGCGGGUUUGAAUGAUGAGGACCUUGAAGCAUGUGGAGCUGUCGUCCUUCAUGAGCUUGGGAGGUUGUCAUGGAGUAUGGAAAAGGGCUGCGUGCUGCCACAAGAGCUGCGGAUUCUGAGACAUACCAUACUACAAUUUGAUCAGUCUCCAUUCUCCACACACAUUAAAGGUCAUCUUUGGUGUCACCCCACACUGCCUGGCACCAGCCUCCCUCCCAAUGCUGCUCGGCUGUGGGAUCGCUGGUUCAAGCAUGCCCUUGUGCUCAAGGAGAGCUGUGUCCUCAGCACUGAGCGCUUGGUCCAACUGUUCACGCCUCUUCUACUGGAGCGUGAUGCCGACUGCAGCCAGCAGGCCAAAGUGUUGCUAAGGGCACUUCUCUCCUGGUCCACUGAGGAGGGCCCCUCAGCAGAGGAUGAGAGUGACUCUUCUUCUUUGUGCAAUAAUUCCUCUGGCUUGGCGGACGCAGAUGUGAAGCUCUCCCGAUCGGUACCCACGCAAUGUAUCCAAGAGCUACAAAGCACUGAAGAGGACAGCCAUGACGAAAGCCCGGUGGAAAGUGGUCCUAUUAGAGAGACAAAAGCAUAUCAGUUACUUAAACAGUCAGCCAUGCAGAAAAGACCGCUGAGUUCUGAAGAGGAGGAGGAUGAGGAAAGCAGCUUUUCAGGAAUAAAUCAUGGCCAUGAAGAGGACCUGGGGAGGGCCAAACGCUCCUCACAUCAAGACCCUUACCCUCGGAAAGGAAACUCAAAGGUGUAUUCUGCUCUGCAAACAAAAGGUUUUUGGCAGGAAUCUGAUGACAGCAACUCCGAGAUUGAAGCGGCCCUACGUCCUCCAACUUUCAACGCUGACAGCCAUGGCACCAAUGACUUUAAUGACUGAUGUUUCUGCAAUAUUAUAUCAGCGUAAAGCAUGAGGCAGAUCGGCUCUUAGUAAUUCACCCCCCUGACCAUACUUUUAUUGGUCUGCAUUCUAAAUCAUAUGCACAGCAUAUUGUAAAAACAAAUAAUAAAGUUGACAGCUCUCACGCUGGAUAAAGUAUGUGAAGAGUUGUCCAAUGCUCUGAUGUUAA